CGUCAAUUCUCUUCAAUUGAAACAUUUACAAUAAACUGUUGAUAGUUCGAAGCUGGAAAAAUGCUGAGUCGAAGAUCUUUCACACUACUGCUCAUUGGCUUGGUGGCAUCCAUGUUCGUAAUCGUGGACGUGAGUGGAGAAGCACCACCCGGGAAGAAAGAUUACGAGAUUGUACCUGCGAGCAAACGAGAACCGCCAAAAAAAUAUGCCAAACCGGUUUUAGUUAAACAAAAUUCAUCUUCCGAGAAAGAAAGCGCAGAUGUUCCUGCACCAGUAUCAUCUAACGAUCCAAGCACUCAAGGAUAUGAUAACGGCCUAGAAUCUCGCGUAGGGCUAGGCGUAGCCUUGGAUCCAGAUUUGUCAACACCAACAUUACUGCAUGCAAAUGUUGCUAAUAAAAAUCACCGAGAAAAUAAGGCCAAGGAGCCACCAAAAAGUAUCGUAAAAAGCAAGGUCAAAGAAAUUAACGAUCGCAUAAAAAAUAACGGUCCGGUUCCGUCCGGGAAAGCAAAAGCAAGAAAAGCUUAAACAACAAUUAACUUCAAAGAAGAAGCACUUCUUAAUUGAAAAGCUAAUGGGCUAGCUUUCAAAUAUGACAUUGUCAUGUUCAUAAAAUGUAAAAACAUAGAGCAUUUAAGUUUAUUUUGUUCAACUGAAAGAAAUGAAUAAACGGUUUUCUGUGUG
Sitodiplosis mosellana (orange wheat blossom midge) is the source of this 684-nucleotide messenger RNA. RefSeq lists its product as uncharacterized. Bases 61 to 528 code for a protein of 155 amino acids. The transcript has 3 exons. The record is from RefSeq and is a predicted model, not a curated record. Lineage: Eukaryota; Metazoa; Arthropoda; Insecta; Diptera; Cecidomyiidae.